Messenger RNA from Daldinia caldariorum, 1549 nucleotides. Its product is annotated as LicD family-domain-containing protein. The record is from RefSeq and is a predicted model, not a curated record. The transcript is spliced from 2 exons. Lineage: Eukaryota; Fungi; Ascomycota; Sordariomycetes; Xylariales; Hypoxylaceae. Bases 383 to 1549 code for a protein of 388 amino acids.
GCCACCAUAUACACUUAUAGUUGGUUUCGGAGCAUCCACACAUUCUAUUAAAUUAGCACACCCAAGAAGACAAUAAGGCUGCAUCGUCGCCGAGGGUGCGGUAAGGACCAUCCAAUCUCGUAUGUCCAUAGGCCAAUGGUCAAAAAUAAAUUAUGAUAUGCCACUCAAAUACGCAAUACAACGGACAUUUUGGCUCAAGAUGAGAUAUACAAUUACACUUAGCUGUCGCCACCACCCAUCAAUACCCCUUUCUAGACGUCCCAAGUGCUGCCCAGAAAAACGAUGGUGUCCCGUCGUCGUCGAAUUAUUCCCAAUGAACUCGCCAUAGAAUCUCUUCCAGAGCAUCAGGGAAUGUCCUCAACCUCUCUUCCGCGGAAAGAAAAUGCGCCUCCUCCUAGUCCUGCUCAUGCUAUUCUCCCUCGCCGCAUCACCAUCAUCAUCGUCACCUCUCCCAGCCAAGCCCAAGAAACUCGCCGGCGGCAAAUCAACCCAAUCCAAAUUCAAAUUCAAGUCCGACAACAACAACAACGACGACGACGACGACAACUACCACCAGCACCAGCAGCACCACGAUCCCAAGUACUUCCACGAAGCGGGCGGCACGAUGGAGCUCGGGCACUACGACGCGCGGUUCUUCCGCGGGGAGGUGGGGUACGGCGAGCACGGGGCGGCGCUGCGGCGGCUGAUACGCGCGUGGCUGGCGACGACGCGGGAGCUCGGCGUCGACACGUGGCUCGCGCACGGCACGCUGCUGGGCUGGUGGUGGAACGGCCGCGUGAUGCCCUGGGACUACGACCUCGACGUCCAGAUGCCCACCGCCACGCUCACGUACCUGGGCCGCCACUUCAACCGCACGCUGCACGACUACCGGUUUCUCGUCCGGGAGCGGGGGGAGGACGGCGGGAUGGGGGGUGGUGGAGGGGGAGAGGAGGACGAAGACGAGGAGAUUAUACCCGGUAGUGGAAAUAGCGAAAGCGAAAGCGAAAGCGAAAGGGCUAGCUCGAGCCCGGGCUCGGGACUGACAUACAUCAACAAGACGUACCUGCUGGACGUGAACCCGCACCACACGGAGCUGACGCGGGGCAACGGGGCGAACGUGAUCGACGCGCGGUGGAUCGACGUGGGCACGGGGCUGUUCGUGGACAUCACAGGGCUGGCGGAGCGGGACGCGGCGGGGGCCCCGGGGGUCUGGAGCUGCAAGAACGCGCACCGGUACCGCACGCGCGAGAUCUACCCCGUCCGCCGCACCCAGUUCGAGGGCGUCCCCGCCCUCGUCCCCUUCGCCUUCGACAAGAUCCUCACCGACGAGUACGGCGCUAAGAGCCUCGUGAAUACCGAGUGGGCUGGACAUCGCUGGGUGCCGGAGCUCAAGGAGUGGGUUAAGAAGCCACCGUCGUCACCGAACGGGAAGGGAAAGGGAAAGGGAAAGGGAAAGCAGGUGAAUGCGGUUACGAAACAGCAGCAGGAGCAGCAGCAGGAGCAGCCGCCGCAAGAUGGGAACGCUGUUGUGGUGGUUGUGGAGAAGACGGUUGUAAAGGGGGCUCAAUAA